AUGACUUCUUCGAAUUUUGUCACAAAAGAAGAGCUGAAAUGGUUGUUUGCGGAAGUGCUAGGAAUUCAAAAUGCACAGACUACCUUGGCCGGUAAAGAGCCUAUUAGCAAGAAGAAGAUUGAGGACAAGACAACGAUAGAGCGAGAAUUCGUGCCUCGAAGGUGGAAUACAAGACGGUCAAUGAAGUAUGAGAUUCCGCAAGAUGUGAAUACAAGAUUGUCGACUCUACCCGAGUUCGGGACGUGGAUGAAUUAG
Messenger RNA from Talaromyces stipitatus ATCC 10500, 255 nucleotides. RefSeq lists its product as uncharacterized. NCBI's taxonomy places the organism in Eukaryota, Fungi, Ascomycota, Eurotiomycetes, Eurotiales, Trichocomaceae. The coding region runs from base 1 to 255 and encodes 84 amino acids. The record is from RefSeq and is a predicted model, not a curated record. The transcript is spliced from 2 exons.